This is a messenger RNA of Oryza sativa Japonica Group (Japanese rice), 1234 nucleotides long. RefSeq lists its product as uncharacterized. Lineage: Eukaryota; Viridiplantae; Streptophyta; Magnoliopsida; Poales; Poaceae. The record is from RefSeq and is a predicted model, not a curated record.
CCUAAUCGCCAUGGCCACACCACCACUCUCCAGUCUCCACCUCCGCGGCGAUGCGGAGCAGCAGCCAUGGAGGUGCUCAGCUCCAGCCGCUUCUCUAGGGUUUUCCCCAGCAGCCUCCUCAGCCCCGUCUCCAAGCCGCUCAAGCCCCCGCGCCACCGCCGCCGCCGCGUCCAGACGCUAUCCUCCUCGUCCUCCGAUGCCGCGGCGGCGCCGUCCACGCCGCCGCCAGUGUGGCCGCCCGCCUCGCUCUCCCGGCUCCUCGCCGCGGCGCUGCGGGGAGGGCGCGCGGGAGGGGAGCUCCCGGACCUAGCCGUGGGGGCGGGGGCGGCGGCGACGGCGGCGGGGGGAGGGGCGAGGAUAGGGACGCUGCUGAUGAGCACGACGGCGGCGGCGGUGACCAAGGCGCGGGAGAACCCGUACAUCCUGGCGCUCGCGGCGAACCCAACGUUCGUGUCGGGGCUCGUGGCGUGGGCGGUGGCGCAGGCGGCCAAGGUCGUGCUCACCUCGUUCGUGGAGCGGCGGUGGGACCUGCGGAUGCUGUUCAGCUCCGGCGGGAUGCCGUCGUCGCACACGGCGCUCUGCACCGCGCUCACCGCCUCCGUCGCGCUCUGCCACGGCGUCAGCGACUCGCUCUUCCCUGUCUGCCUCGGGUUCACAUUGAUAGUCAUGUAUGACGCCACGGGCGUCAGGCGCCACGCGGGGAUGCAGGCCGAGGUACUCAAUAAGAUCGUUGAGGACCUGUUUCAAGGCCAUCCAAUUAGUGAAAGAAAACUGAAAGAGUUGUUAGGGCAUACUCCAUCACAGGUUUUUGCCGGCGCUUUGCUAGGCAUCAUGGUGGCCUGGUUCUGUUGUCAGGGCUGUAUUGUUCCCAUUUGACUGCUGUUGUACUUCAGAAAUGGAAAAAUCGUUUUGACACGAAGAUUUUUGGUGCAUCUGGUGUAACCAUUGUUCCAGGAGAUAGCUAAUUUUAUUUCCUGGCCUGUUUGCCUGUACAUAUAUGUAACUCAAUAGCAGGGAUAGCCACGAAUUUGAUAUUCUCAAUUCAUAGUUGAGAUUUAAGUCCUUUUCUGAUCUGAUUGACAUCAUUGAAUGUAGGAGUGUUUUGCUCUUAGAUCUGAAAAUUCUGGAGUUACCCUGUACAACCACUGUGAUCAAGAAGCCAUAAUUUGGGCAUAUUAUCUCUGUAUCAUAUAGUGAAACCAAUGCUGAUUGUUACUGGCUUCAGUCAAACAAA